UGUCAUGUGACGACUGAGUCAAAAACAGCUUCAAAACCUUCAGACUCUUUACAUUCAGACAGUCAUUCACUUCUUUGUUACUGUGAAUGUUUGCGAAGCAGCGUGAACACACGACAUAGCUAUAUGUUUACAAGUUGGACUCAUUGGAUAAAUCCAACCAGGUUGUAGGAGGAGUAUGCAGUACAGAGCUGUCUGUUAAUAAUUGAACUCAUUCUGCCUGUCUCCGUCCUCUGCUCAUAAUGACGCUGCAGAUGGGGAUCUUGUGUCUGGCUCUGUUGGGCCUGAGCUCAGCGCUGGUCUGUCCGGAUGGAGGCAUGUGUGAAGACAAAAACACCUGCUGCAAGAACACUUUGGGAGGAUACGGAUGCUGUCCACUACCUCACGCUGAGUGUUGUUCAGACCAUCUCCACUGCUGCUAUGAGGGGACGGUUUGUGAUCUCGUCCACGCCAAAUGUGUUAAUAAAACCGUGUCCCUACCCUGGAUGAGACGCGUUCCCACCAAACAGGCUCUGCUCGGCCCUCAGGUAACGCUCGGGGAGAGAGUGAAAGCAGUCAUUUGUCCGGACAAGGAGUCUGAAUGUCCGGAUGACACCACUUGCUGCCAGCUUCUUGAUGGUUCCUGGGGCUGCUGUCCAUUACCUAAGGCGGUGUGUUGUGAGGAUAAACUCCACUGUUGCCCCGGGGGAACAAAGUGUGAUCUUGCUCACUCAAAGUGUGUGUCUGCCUCGAUGGAGUCCUUCCCCAUGCUGCAGAAACUGCCUGCCAGGAGGAGGGAGAAUAAUCCAGUGACAUGUCCUGGUGGGAAAAGCAGCUGCCCAGAGAGUUUUACAUGUUGCCUGCUAACCAGUGGAGACUACGGCUGCUGCCCUUACACAGAGGCCAUGUGCUGCAGCGAUCAUAUCCACUGUUGCCCUAGCGACACCAUAUGUGACCUGGAGCAUGGGAUCUGCAAGUCUGGUGACACCAGCGUGCCACUGCUGAAGAAGAUUGCUGCCGUACCCAAUGACGUUGAUUGUCCAGACAAGAAAUCAGCAUGUCCUGACGAGACAACAUGCUGCCAGAUGACCAACGGCACAUAUGGCUGCUGUCCGAUGCCCAAUGCCGUCUGCUGUUCAGAUCACGCCCACUGUUGUCCUGAAGGAACAGAGUGUGACCUCUCCCACAGCACCUGUGUGUCCGCCCGGGGAGAGAACACCAUGACCCCGAAGAUCUCCGCUGUUGCCACGGAGCUGGUGGCCGUUCAGAGCAAAGUCGGUGAAGUUCCCUGCAACGACUCCGCGGCCUGCGCUGACGGAAACACCUGCUGUAAAUCGCCAGUGGGAGAAUGGGCCUGUUGUCCGCUACCUAAGGCCGUGUGUUGCGAGGACCACCUGCACUGCUGCCCCCACGGCACCACAUGUAACCUUGCAGCCUCCACGUGCGACGAUCCCUCAGGCAGCACCGUGAUGCCCUGGCUCAGCAAAGUGCCCGCCUUCCCCUUACUGACCGAUAACGGCAAGUGUGACAAGACUACGUCGUGCCCUGGGAAAUCCACCUGCUGCAAGACGGAAAGCGGAGGCUGGGCCUGCUGUCCUCUUGCGCAGGCUGUGUGCUGUGACGACCACGUCCACUGCUGCCCUCACAGUACAGUCUGCAACCUGGAGGCUGAAAGUUGUGACGACCCAUUGGGCUUCUUACCUUCCCUCCGCUGGGUGGAGAAGGUGCUGGCUCUGACCGCGGAGGUGGAGGAUGAGAAAUGUGACAAGCAAACGAUGUGUCCAGGAGGCACCACCUGCUGUAAUAAAGGCUCGGGACAGUGGGCCUGCUGCCCCUUACCUCAGGCCGUGUGCUGUAACGAUCAUGAGCACUGCUGCCCCAAAGGCUACAAAUGUAACGUGGCUGAACAGGCGUGCGACAAACCCGGUGACCUCAGCCUGCCCUGGCUGCAGAAGAUACCGGCCCUGCAGAAAGAGCCCAGUCGGGCUGUUUCCAGUCCAACUCUUCGGGCCAGGAACAUGUGUGACGCCCAGACCAGCUGCCCCAGAGAUACGACCUGCUGCUUCAUGGAGAAGACCCACAAAUGGGGCUGCUGCCCUCUGCCGAACGCGGUGUGUUGUAGUGAUGGAAACCACUGCUGCCCCAGCGGUCACACCUGUGAAGCUGACCGCUCCUCCUGCUCAAAGGGCCCCCAUGUUGUCAUACCCUGGUUCAGCAAGCUGAGCGCUCUGACCGAGCCGGGCGCCGUGACGGACGUUAAAUGUGACGACAAAAGCAGCUGUGCUGCCGGAACGACCUGCUGUAAACUGCAGACAGGAGAGUGGGGCUGCUGCCCGCUGGUCAAGGCGGUGUGCUGUGCGGACCACGAGCACUGCUGUCCUCAGGGCUACGCCUGCAACAUGCAGACCGGAACGUGCGAGAAGAAGGACCACGACGCGCUCAUCCUCAGCCUCCCUCAGAGCAAAGUGGUACGGUCCGAGCCGAGAGACACCGAGGGCGACGCGGACGUUCCCUGCGACGGCACGGGGGAGUUUCACUGCCCCGAGCAGGACACGUGCUGCAAGGUGUCAGCCUCAGAGUGGGCCUGCUGCCCCUCCCCCCGGGCGGUGUGCUGCUCCGACUCAAAGCACUGCUGUCCUGCAGGAUACUCUUGUGACCUGAAGGCUGGAGGUUGCAGCCUGCACCCCCAGCUGACCUGGGACACUUUGAUUGGGGAAAACAGAAAGAAAGACUUUGUCCGACACGGACUUUAAUCCCACUCAAAGGUGCGGUAAUCUUCUUCCGUCUUGAUCCAUAACAUUUAUCUACAGCUCAUGUUGUCUAAAGACAAUACAGGCUUUCUGUUUUCUCAUUCACAGAAGUGUAUUUACCAAGUGUGGAGGAGACUCGGUGGCAAUGAAGACAUUAUAAUGAAUUAAAAGCAAUUUUGUACCUUAACUUGAAGUAAAAAAAACAAGUAUUUUCAUGUUUUGCACCAAGCAACGCUCACUUCUUGGAAAUCAACAUGUAGAUGAUACAAUGUGGAAGCACCGUGACUUACGAUAUAACGGAUAGCGUUGGUUUGAUUCUAUAUUUUUCUUAUUGUCAACAUGUCCCAUGCAAAGAUCAAAUGUUAGUCAAUCUCUCUCUCUCAAUUAGGCAUGGGCCGGUUACCGUGUUCAAGGUAUACCGCGGUUUGAAAAAGUCCUGGUUUCAAAACCACUAACAUUUUCUGUCCUAGCGUUCCUAAGGUAUGCGCUGUUUUUUAUGAGUGGACAGAAGGACAGGAAGUGCAGUUUAGAAAUCCAUUUCCCUGCCACUGUGCAGUGUGAUAUAAAAAAAAGAAAUCCAAUACAUUGUGUUCAAUGGGGAAAAAAAUGUUUUUUUACCCAGAUAUAAAAGAAAUGUGUGUGAUUGAGUCAAAAUAAAAUACAGUGUGUGUUCAUGGGAAGAACGAAGAAGCUAUAUCUUUAUUACACACACAAUACAUGUUAGCAGAUACAUGCAGUAUUGAUUUUGGUCUUUUCGUGGGAUUCAUUGACAUUAAGAAACCUACAAUAUCACAAGUUUUAUCCUUGAAGGCCGCUUGGUUGUUUUUGGAUGAUUGCCCUGUUCCAUUUCUCUAUGGAAAAAGAGAAACUUAUAUCCAGUUUAUAUCCUGUACUUGCAGCCCUGUUGUGGGCAACAUUUGAUCAGUUAACUCCCUAUUUGGUCGAAGGUGUUUCUAAGAAUAGUUCUGUUCCUCUUUAUGGCCCCACUUGGAAGGAGGAAGCAGCAUUUCCUUGUUUAUUGCUUCAUGGGCACAAGUUUUUGGCUGUUAAUCUGCUCGCCUGUGGAGGCCAUUUUUAUUUCAUCUUUACUCGGUCUGUGAUUUAUUGAAAAGGCCCUGGAUAAACGGUGGUGAUUGGUUAAAAGUUGGGUGUACAAGUUUUAUUUAAGUUUUUGCUACACACUUACCGGUAAUUGGAGCACAAUAAAACAAUAACCGACCAUACGAAUAGCUCAUGCCUUCUCUGAUUUUACUGUAAGAAAAUCCAUUCCAACACUGGAAAAGAACAAACCAUGCCUUUUUUGUUUUCGGGCAUUUUGGGGGCGGUUGAGUGAAGAUUUCUGUUGACAGCCGAGAAAUAAGAGCCAAGCCUUCUUAAUGUCGUGAGGAAACCAAUCCAGGGCUCACUCCAUCAGCAGAGGACCAAAAGUGACUCUGAUCUGGUUUGGAGCUUUUAAACUACACAGGUUAACUUGUAUGUCUACGUUUUUUUUGUGUGUGUGUUCAGUCAUUUCAAUUGCAGCAGCUGUAGAUACAUGUUGUCAUCGAGAGACUUUUGAAGUUUCCAAACACUGAAAGUUGUAGAAAUACUGCUCUUGAAUUGUGUAAUUGGGUGGAUGUUUUCACAGAGCUGUUUGUAAGCCAUUAGGGAAAUUGUAAUUUCAUUAAAAAUCCACUUUUUAUGAAUAAAGACUGGACCCAGAUUGAAAAUAAAUUGCCUGAACAUGUGCCCACCAUCCACAUCAUGUUGUCACUGCUACUUUUAGAUACUCAUCAUGAAUGUGUGUUUUGUUUUUUCUUGCUGUGAUUUUUGAUAUUUUUGCGGCCUUUCGAGGAAGAUAUCACUCCGAAGAGGGAAAAUAAAGUUAUUCAAAUAAA
Molecule: messenger RNA, 4603 nt
Organism: Perca fluviatilis (European perch)
Lineage: Eukaryota; Metazoa; Chordata; Actinopteri; Perciformes; Percidae
Gene: grnb
Product: granulin b
Exons: 17
Coding region: 240-2729 (829 amino acids)
Cellular component (GO): extracellular region
Source: RefSeq, a predicted model, not a curated record